AUGUACAAAUUUUUAUCAAUUAUUUGUGUUGCUCUUUUUCUCUCGGCUACAGUAGCUGAGAAAUCAAAAACUGAACAAGCUGCUGAAACUGCUGCGCAAAUUAAAGAUAAAAUUGUUGAAACAGUAAAAGAUGCAGCUAACACAGCAUAUGAUACCGUUUCACCUAAAGUUGCUGAAGGUACUGAAUAUAUCAAAGACAAAUCUGCUGAUGGUGUUGAAUAUUUGAAAGAUAAAGCACAAGAAGCCUAUGACGCUGGAAGUAAACAUGCUAGUGAAUAUGCUGAUGUUGGUAAGUAUCUUGGUAUGUUGAUAAAUAAGUUCUUAUUUGAUAUUUUAGCAAAAGAAAAAUUAGCUAAAGUUGCUGAUGAUGUUAAAGUUUCAGCUCAAAACUUUGCUGCUGAUUCAGCUAAAUUAAGUCAAGAAUAUGCUCAAGAAGGUUUGGAACAAGGUCGAAAAUUGGGUGAACAAGCUUUUGAAGUUGGAAAAGAUAAAGCUAAUGAAGCACUCAAAGCUGCAAAAAAGUCAGAUGCAUAUGAAGCUUCACUUGAGUAUGGUGCUGAUGGUAUUAAAAAAGGUCGAAAAUUGGCUGAACAAACAGUCGAAUUAGGCAGAGAUAAAGCUAAUGAAGCAUUGAAAGCCGGUCGACAUGCUAGUCAAGAUGCAUUUGAAUCAACUAAAGAAUAUGCUCAAGAAUCGCAAAAGCAAGCAAAGAAAAAAGCUACAGAAGCUGCUGAAGAAAAGAGUGAAGCAAUACAAAAAGCUAAAAGAAAACCGACUGAAUUUUAA
This is a messenger RNA of Rotaria sp. Silwood2, 786 nucleotides long. NCBI's taxonomy places the organism in Eukaryota, Metazoa, Rotifera, Eurotatoria, Philodinida, Philodinidae. The record is from the annotation of a GenBank genome assembly.